Physcomitrium patens is the source of this 2726-nucleotide messenger RNA. RefSeq lists its product as uncharacterized. The record is from RefSeq and is a predicted model, not a curated record. Gene Ontology annotation, biological process: mRNA splicing, via spliceosome. Gene Ontology annotation, molecular function: protein binding; RNA binding. Gene Ontology annotation, cellular component: catalytic step 2 spliceosome. NCBI's taxonomy places the organism in Eukaryota, Viridiplantae, Streptophyta, Bryopsida, Funariales, Funariaceae.
GCACCCGACGUGAGGCGAAGCCCAGCUUAGUCUCAAUCCGUUUUUUAGGGUUUUGCUUUCGCACAAACUCUCUACAACACUGCGUUCGCUGCUGCAAGCAAGCCCUCCUGCGUGUUCGUCUCAGAUCUUGCCCUGCUUCUUCUUAGGGUUUUUCUCUUCUUAGGUCGUGUAUGUGAUCUCUCGCAAGUAUGGCGACGGCGGUGGGAGUGCGGCAGGAGGAGCGCUGGGGCGCUGGUGCUGAAGAAGAUGGCGAGUAUUCCCGCGAGGGGUACCGUGGCAAAGACCGCCGCGACGCGGACGAUAGGUCUAGGAGGGCGGAGCAUUAUCGGGACAGACAGGAGCGGUCCAAGCGGGAGGAGUACUCUCGAGGUAGGGAUCGGCGAGAUGGCGAGGAGAGGUACUGGAGGAGUGGCGACGAGCGGUCUAGAAGAGAAGGGGAAGAUAGACCGCGUUCUAGGAGGGACGAUGAGGAGCGGCCGAGGAGAAACGGAGAGGAGUCGUAUCGGGUAGAUGAGGAGCGGAGGAGAGAGAGGGGAGAUCGAGAGGAGAGAAGGCGGCGAGAUGAGGAGGAGGAGUCGCUGGAGGAGGCGCCCAAGGUGGUGCCGGAGAAAGUUGCCGUUCCAGAGAAAGCAUCUGGGCGCAGUGGUGGAGUGUAUAUUCCGCCCUUCAAAUUGGCGCAGAUGAUGAAAGAUGUCGACGACAAGAGCUCCGUGCAGUACCAGAGAAUGACGUGGGAUGCGUUGCGAAAGAGUAUCAAUGGUCUAGUUAACAAGGUCAAUGCAUCAAACAUAAAAAACAUCAUUCCGGAGCUUUUCGGUGAGAAUCUGAUAAGAGGAAGAGGGUUAUUUGCAAGGUCAUGCAUGAAGUCCCAGAUGGCUUCUCCCACUUUCACCCACAUUUUUGCAGCUCUGGUCGCGGUGGUCAAUACGAAGUUUCCGGAGCUAGGCGAGUUAUUGCUAAAGAGGAUCAUCUUGCAACUAAAACGAGCUUUCAAGAGGAAUGAUAAACCAGUAUUGCUAGCUGCCGCGAAAUUCAUUGCUCAUCUUGUCAAUCAGCAAGUCGCACAUGAAAUUCUAGCGCUUGAACUCCUUACCAUACUUUUGGAAAAGCCCACAGAUGACAGCGUUGAGGUGGCCGUCGGUUUCGUCAAGGAAUGUGGAUCCCUUCUUCAAGAUGUUUCUCCUCAAGGGCUGCACGGUAUCUUCGAGCGGUUUCGAGGAAUCCUACACGAAGGAGAAAUUGAUAAGCGUGUUCAAUUUAUGAUUGAAGGCCUUUUUGCAAUUCGCAAGGCUCAAUUCCAGGGUUUUCCGGCAGUGUUACCAGAGCUAGACCUUGUCGAUCAAGAGGACCAGAUUACACAUGAGUUAUCGCUUGAUGAUGAGUUAGACCAAGAGACGGGACUUGAUAUUUUCAAAGUUGAUCCAGACUUUGUAGAAAACGAAAAGAAGUACGAAGCAGUGAAGAAGGAAAUUUUGGGUGACGAUUCAGCCGGUGAAGUUGAAGAUGGGGAUAAAGAGUCUGGUGAUGAGGAUGAUGAGGAUGAAUCCGAUGAGGAAGACGAAGAAGACAGGGAGGCAUGCAUGAUUAUCCAGGAUGAAACGGAGACAAAUCUUGUGAACUUGCGGCGUACUAUUUAUCUUACUAUUAUGUCUAGUGUGGACUUUGAGGAGGCUGGGCACAAGCUUCUUAAAAUUAAGUUGGAACCUGGACAAGAGAUGGAGCUGUGCGUUAUGCUUUUGGAGUGUUGCAGUCAAGAAAGGACAUAUCUGCGAUAUUACGGUCUCCUUGGGCAACGGUUCUGCAUGAUCAAUCGCGUUUAUCAAGAGAAGUUUGAUAUCUGUUUUGUGAAUCAGUACUCAAUGAUUCAUCGCCUGGAAACAAACAAGCUUCGCAAUGUUGCGAAGUUCUUUGCUCAUUUGUUGGGCACGGAUGCGCUUCCUUGGCAAGCCCUGGCCUAUAUCCGACUCACAGAGGAGGAUACAACUUCUUCAUCUCGUAUUUUUAUCAAGAUUCUUUUCCAAGAGCUUUCAGAACACUUGGGACUGCGGAAACUGAACGAACGUCUGAGCGAUCCCUCGAUGCAAGAAUCUUUUGAUGGAAUCUUUCCAAAAGAUAAUCCAAAGAACACGCGUUUCGCCAUCAACUUCUUCACUUCCAUUGGUUUGGGUGGUCUUACAGACAACCUGCGUGAGUACCUAAAGAACAUGCCACGCAUGAUCAUGAAUCAACACGUACCCGUUCCAAGCGAGAGUGAUGACUCAGAUGCAGACUCGGACACUUCAGGGGGCGGCAGUUCCUCAGCCAGCAGUGUUUCAGAUUCGAGUAGCGACAGUGAAAGUGACAGUGAGAGUGACAGCGCUAGUGACAGCAGUCCAGAGAAGCCACGGAAAAAGAGAAGAACGUGAGGUUUGUCUGUAAAUCUUGCACUGUAUUUGUGUUGUAGAUAUCUUCAUCGAUUUGCUGCUUUCGUUAGGUUUCUGGUUUCAAUAGGAUGAGAUGAAAAUCAGUUACGAGUUCAAUUAUACUUCAAAAACUUGGUUUUUUACGGGGAAGAAUUCUUUCAGUUUUUUCCCAGACAGUUGGUGAGCAUGGAAUUUAUGCAUCAGUGAAGAACCCUGCAAUUUUGCUUAUUGAAAAAUCGUGGUGGGAUACCUAAAACCUGUCACAAAGUGAUGCUUGCACGGGUAUCAACUUGACUAAUUAUUGAUAGUUUUGCUUGAAUGUAA